Eruca vesicaria subsp. sativa (arugula) is the source of this 1389-nucleotide messenger RNA. Lineage: Eukaryota; Viridiplantae; Streptophyta; Magnoliopsida; Brassicales; Brassicaceae. The record is from the annotation of a GenBank genome assembly.
AUGACACGUGGCGUGAGGAAAGAGAAACUCCGAAACCAGAGCUUUGGCGGUGGCACUUCGACGGGAAUCUCGCAGCUCACACUCCCUCUUCGCUCCAUCUACUCUACAAACCCUAAUCUUCAAAAUCCCUUCUUAAGGUGUGAUUUUGUGAUUAUGGCCAAAGCUACAAGGACAAGACGCAGGAUUCAUGCGCGACGGCUCAAAGCAAGACCCUACAAAACACAGUCUUCUAACCGACGUGUGGAAAGUAACGUGUUUGCAAAAGAUUGUUCAAAGUGUCUAGAGAAGAAGGACUAUGAGAAUGUUAUAUGCUCGGUAUGCAUGGAAUGUCCACACAACGCUGUUCUCCUCCUCUGCUCCUCUCAUGACAAGGGAUGUCGUCCUUACAUGUGUGGUACCAGUUUCCGCUAUUCCAAUUGCUUAGACCAGUACAAGAAAGCGUCAGCCAAACUGAAGACAACGUCUAUCAAUAAGUCUGAGCUUGGGAAUCUCACAUGCCCACUUUGUAGAGGCCAGGUGAAAGGCUGGACAAUAGUGCAACCUGCACGGGACUUUCUGAAUCUCAAGAAGAGGAUAUGUAUGCAGGAGGAAUGUGUUUUUGCUGGAAGCUUCAAGGAGCUGAGGAAACACAUGAAAAUAGACCACCCUUGUGCAAAGCCGCGUGAAGUUGAUCCUGACGUGGAGGAGAACUGGAGAAGGCUUGAGAUUGAGCAAGACCGAGAUGAUGUUAUCAGCACCGUUAUCUCGAUGUUACCUGGUUCAACAGUGUUUGGAGAUUACGUUAUAGAAACAAACAACCCCUACGGUUCAGAGGAGGGUCGUGAGCAUCAUGCUGGAUUUGGUAGGAGUUUGUGGAGUGUUGUCAUUAUGAUGCAUGGUCUUGGGGCAGGGGCGAUAAGGAUUCAGACAAGACACUCUGAUUCAGAUUCGAAUGACUUGACAACCCACCGUGGAACAAGUGAGACGGCUGUCUCUGGAGACGAAGAGGAAGAUACGAAUAGUAACUCUUUGGCAAGUAGAAUGAGGAGACAAGGACGGGUUCUACUAGGACGCUCAGGUAGGAGACGUAGAAAUAGAGAAGCUAACCAGAGCAGAGAUCCUCCUAGAUGAGAGAACUUACAACAAAACCUUUCGUCCGAUUCAGGGGGUUUCAGAUAAGUUGUUUGGUAUGGUUUAUGUACAAACGUAGUCAAAAAUAAACAAACAAAAAAUGCUUUUGGACCUUGUGAGAACCAUUGUCUGCUUUCACCCAUUGGCAAAAGUAGGCAGAAGCAUUGUGCUUACUGUUUUUUAACUGAAUCUGGUUGUAACUUUUCCUGGUAAAAAUUUACAUAAAACAUCAUCGUGAAUAACCAUGAAUCAUGAUGAGUGAUGUUCAAUGACCCUGAA